AUGAACUUCAAGAAAAGCAGUUAUGUUACUUCUCAUAAAAGAAUCCACACGGGGGAAAAACCCUAUCAAUGCAUGGAGUGUGGGAAGAGCUUUAGGUCAAGUCAUCAACGUACUUCACAUAACUGGAUCCAUACCGGUCAGAAGCCAUAUAAAUGCAUGGAAUGUGGAAAGACCUUUGCUUGGAACAGUUCUCUUACUUUACAUAAAAGGAUCCACACAGGGGAGAAGCCAUAUACAUGCAUGGAGCGUGGGAAGACUUUUGCUCGGAACAGUCAACUAACUUUGCAUAAGAUGAACCACACAGGGGAGAAACCAUAUAAAUGCAUGGAAUGUGGAAAAGGCUUUAAGUCAAACGGUGAUCUUAAUUUCCAUAAAAAGAUCCACUCAGGGGAGACACCAUAUAAAUGCACAGACUGUGGAAAGGGUUUCUGGACAAAGCCAUAUAAAUGCUUGGAGUGUGAAAAUACUUUUUCUCGGAGAAAUACUCUUACUUUCCAUAAGAGGAUCCAUUCAGGGGAGAAACCUUAUAAAUGCAUGGAGUGUGGAAAGAGCUUUGCUCAGAGGAAUCAACUUACUUGCCAUAACAGGAUUCACACAGGAGAGAAACCAUAUAAAUGCAUAGACUGUGGAAAGAACUUUGCUCAGAGAAGCACUCUUACUUUCCAUAGGGGAAAACCCUAUAAAUGCAUGGAAUGUAGUAGGUCCUUUACAUCAGUCGGACUUACUGGCCAUAUCAGAAUCCACACAAGGGAGAAGCCAUAUAAGUGCAUGGAGUGUGGAAAGAGCUUUGCUCGGAGUGCGUCCCUGUCACAUUGCGCAGAAUCCUCCAGGGGGCGCCCUCUGCCAAGAGAAGAGAACCCCCAGGCGCUUCCCCAUUGGUCGACUGGAGGGCGAACGUCACAGCUGGCUUUCCAGAGGAGGCGUGGCAUCACAAACUCUUGCCGCUCUAGGACUCCGCACUCGCCCGUCUUAACCCUUGUGGCUCCGCAGGAGGCGGAGAGGCUGCGGGGAAAGUCUGGCGGGAGUGGGGGGGAAGCAGAGCUCCAGAGGAGCAGGAAAAGAACCGGGGAUGCCAGUAAGGCGGCGGGGAUCCGGGGGUCCUUUCCCGGCUCGUGUCCGGUGAAGAGCCCGAGUGGGGGUGAGGAGGGCCGGUCUUGCGGAGGCCCACCAGGAGAGAAGCCGGGAGAGGCAUGA
Messenger RNA from Ahaetulla prasina, 1194 nucleotides. Its product is annotated as zinc finger protein 160-like. The record is from RefSeq and is a predicted model, not a curated record. The transcript has 5 exons. NCBI's taxonomy places the organism in Eukaryota, Metazoa, Chordata, Lepidosauria, Squamata, Colubridae. The coding region runs from base 1 to 1194 and encodes 397 amino acids.